CUCUGCAAUGUUGGUUUCCGGCGGGCUCUUUAGAGCGCUGAACGGCUUUGGGCCCAAGGACCAUGAGAGGGCCCGAGCCGGGUCCGGAACCUACGAUGGAGGGAGACGUGCUGGAUACACUGGAGGCGUUGGGGUAUAAGGGACCACUGUUAGAAGAGCAAAUCCUUACCAAAGCAGCAGAGGCUGGACUAUCUUCACCUGAAUUUUCAGAGCUAUGUGUUUGGUUAGGCUCUCAAAUAAAGUCAUUAUGCAACUUGGAAGAAAGUAUCACUUCAGCUGGACGAGAUGAUUUGGAGAGCUUCCAGCUUGAGAUAAGUGGUUUUCUAAAAGAAAUGGCAUGUCCGUAUUCUGUACUUGUAUCAGGAGAUAUUAAAGAUCGUUUAAAAAACAAGGACGACUGUUUGAAACUUCUGUUAUUUUUAAGUACAGAACUUCAAGCUUUACAGAUAUUACAGAACAAGAAACAUAAAAAUUCUCAAUUAGAUAAAAAUAGUGAAAUCUGUCAGGAAGUUCAAGCUAUGUGUGAUACCCUUGGUGUACCCAAGUCACCCACUUCUGACAUUCCGCUUAUGCUAAACCAAGUGGAAUCAAAGGUAAAGGAUAUUCUCUCAAAAGUCCAGAAAAAUCAUGUGGGGAAACCACUGCUGAAAAUUGAUUUAAAUCCGGAACAGGCGGAAAAACUGGAAAGAAUCAAUGAUGCCCUUUCCUGUGAAUAUGAAUGCCGCCGGCGAAUGUUAAUGAAACGAUUAGAUGUGACAGUGCAGUCCUUCGGGUGGUCUGAUAGAGCAAAGGUAAAAACAGAUGAUAUAGCAAGAAUUUACCAACCCAAGCGUUAUGCUUUGUCACCCAAGACAACAGUUACUUUGGCACAUCUACUUGCUGCUCGUGAAGAUCUGUCCAAGAUCAUCAGGACAAGUAGUGGCACCAGCCGUGAGAAGACGGCAUGUGCCAUUAAUAAGGUGCUGAUGGGAAGGGUGCCUGACAGAGGAGGACGGCCAAAUGAAAUUGAACCACCACCACCUGAAAUGCCCCCUUGGCAAAAGAGACAAGAAGGGGGCGGAAGGGGUGGUUGGGGUGGUGGUGGUGGAGGUGGUGGUAGAGGAGGCGGUGGGGGUGGAAGAGGUGGCUGGGGAGGUGGUGGAGGUUGGGGAGGGGGUGGGGGAGGGGGUGGAGGGUGGGGGGGAGGAGGAGGUGGAGGAGGAGGUGGUAGAGGUGGUUUCCAAGGCAGGGGAGAUUAUGGUGGGAGGGGAGAUUAUGGUGGAAGAGGAGGCUAUGGUGGAAGAGGGGGCUAUGGUGGAAGAGGGUAUGGAGAUCCAUAUGGAGGUGGUGGUGGUGGAGGAUAUAGAAGGUACUAAAAACUACAUGAAUUAGAUAGCAGUGCUUACUUUCUUGUUAGAUACAUUAGGCAUAGUAUUCUAAGUAACAUACUUGAAUAUCAUCUUUGAAGUGAACACCAGGUUAGACUCCCUGAUGAUAUUGUUGAAUUUGAUUAAUAUGUAAGAACAUUGUUUUAUACUACCAAUUGAUCUCUCAAUGAUGGUUUUUUCCAUAUUCUAUGUAUCCUUGAGCAUGUUAUAUCUUUUUAAAAAAAAGAAAAGAAAAAAAAUUUUUAAGUGUAAAUAUUUAUUACCAUCAAAUUUGGAAAUGGAAAGUAUUUUAUUGUCA
Lepus europaeus (European hare) is the source of this 1665-nucleotide messenger RNA. It is a transcript of the gene TSLIG3B, whose product is annotated as family with sequence similarity 98 member B. The transcript has 8 exons. Bases 63 to 1355 code for a protein of 430 amino acids. Lineage: Eukaryota; Metazoa; Chordata; Mammalia; Lagomorpha; Leporidae. Gene Ontology annotation, cellular component: tRNA-splicing ligase complex. The record is from RefSeq and is a predicted model, not a curated record.